This is a messenger RNA of Cannabis sativa, 843 nucleotides long. RefSeq lists its product as uncharacterized. Bases 22 to 639 code for a protein of 205 amino acids. Gene Ontology annotation, molecular function: cysteine-type peptidase activity. Gene Ontology annotation, biological process: proteolysis. Lineage: Eukaryota; Viridiplantae; Streptophyta; Magnoliopsida; Rosales; Cannabaceae. The record is from RefSeq and is a predicted model, not a curated record. The transcript is spliced from 2 exons.
UUUGCUGUCCAAAUUUUUGAGAUGUAUAAUGAGUUUGUUAAGAAUGAUUGUGACAUUGAAUCUGUUAAGAAGGACAGCAAAGCUUCUGCAUACGUAGCUGGUUUUGGUAUGUAUUGCAGUAGAAAAUGGAUUGAAUUAGAUAAUGUCUUAAUGCCUAUUAAUCUGAUUGAUUUGGCUCACUGGAUUAUGUGCAUUUUUGACAUACGUUUGAGAUGUCUUAAAGUGUGCAAUUCUAUGAGAUUUGGGAGGUACAAGAACUCAGAAAAAUUGGUUCGUGCUUUUGCUGUCAUGUUGCCUAUUUUGUUGUCACAUGUAAACUUUUAUGAUCAAAGGAAAGAUAUUGAUAAGAGCACAUAUUAUUUUCAAGGAAGGAGUGAGACAGACCCUUUGGAAAUUGUUAUGGUUCAAGAUUUGCCUCAACAAGAGCAGUGUGACUGUGGUGUUUUUGUUAUAAAGUACGCUGAGUAUUUUAUUCAUGGAUUGAUUGACAAGAUUCCGAAGGAGUUGGACAUUCCUUUUGUUCGAAAGAAGCUGUGUGUUGAGCUCUUUGUUCAUGCUAAGAAGAAGGAAGUGAGUGGUUAUGAAUCACCUUCAGAGUAUCCUGGGAGGAUGGAAAAGGAUGGAAAGAAAAAGAAGUAGUUGUUUAAUGUAGUUGGAAACACUUUUGUUUCUUGUUGUUUUGAUACUUUUGUACGGGUUAUUAUUGACUAGUUUGGGUAGUUAUGAACGUUAAACAUAUUAACCUUCUUUUUGCUUGGUCAUUUUGUCAAACGUAUGUAUGGAUAUUGGAACUAUUUUCAGUACCUUUAAUAUGAUAUUAAUGCAGGUUGCUUUUGGAGUUAA